Molecule: messenger RNA, 1850 nt
Organism: Lacerta agilis (Sand lizard)
Lineage: Eukaryota; Metazoa; Chordata; Lepidosauria; Squamata; Lacertidae
Gene: KRT23
Product: keratin 23
Exons: 8
Coding region: 293-1588 (431 amino acids)
Molecular function (GO): structural molecule activity
Source: RefSeq, a predicted model, not a curated record
GAGGAGGAGGGAAGGGACGGGGGAAGAAAAGAGAGGCACCUUUGGUAUGUCACCGGCGUUCCAGAGAAUGACAAUCAUAUUUGCCGGUUAAUCAGGGUUUUGGAAUUGACCAAGAGGAAACGCAUGUUUUGUCGUGAUGACACAAUCCUUGUUGGCAUAGUUGUUUAACAUGAGGGAACUCCCACAAGGAAAGGCUUUAAAGCACUUAGCAAGGGUUGAGGCACUUCUCAGACGCUGCCGGGAAAGAGAGGGAGUGUUUGCGUGUUGAUUUCGGUUCCUAAUAGAUGUCAGAAUGAACUCCGGCCAAGGCUUCUACCACUUCUCUUCUGGAUCUCUCAGGGGUGCUGCAGGAUGCAGCUUCGCACACGUCGGAGAUCCCUACAGAGCUGGCACUCUGCAUGGAGGGAGUGGCGGCUGUCUACCUGUCCCCAUGUCCUUUGGAGCACCCACCUGGCUGGCCUCUGAUGCCGGGGCAGGCUGGGGGGGCUUCGGCGGGAGCCACGGGGACAUCUUCAUGGGAAGGAACGAGAAGCAGAUGAUGCAGGACCUGAAUGACCGCUUGGCUUCCUACCUGGAGAAGGUGCGUUCUUUGGAAGAGGCCAACACUCAGCUGGAGGGCUGCAUCCGGGACUGGCACAAGAAGAAGUCUCAGGGCACCAAGCACGACUUCAAGGAUUACGAACAAAACAUCUCAGACAUGCACGAGAAGAUUGAGACUAAACGGGUUGCCAAUGCGAGCAUCGUCCUACAGAUUGACAAUGCUAAAAUGGCCACUGAGGACUUCAGGCUCAAAUAUGAGGCAGAAAAGGCCCUGCGGCAAAGUGUGCAGGAUGACGUCGAGAACAUUCGCAAGGAACUCGACAACAUGACAAUCAUCAUAACAGACCUGGAAAUGGAGAUCGAAGCUCUCCGUGAAGAUCACAUCCUCAAGAAGAAGGAACAUGAGGAGGACAUGCAAGCACACGGCGCUUCCAAGGACUUCAAGGUGAAUGUGAAGGUGAAUUCUGCUCCACAAGAAGAUCUGGCCAGGAUUCUGGCAGGGAUAAGAGCGGAUUAUGAAGCCAUUAUUGAAAAGAACCGCCAAAGCCUUGAUGCCUGGUUCCAGAAGCAGGUCGCCAGUGAGUCUAUGGAAGAUGCGCCCAGCCAGGAAGAACUACAGAACAACCGGAAGGAGAUCUCCGACCUGAACCGCACUCUGCAGAACCUGGAAAUCGACCUACAGACGCAGCUGAACAAGAAAUUCGCCAUAGAGAACACCUUGGAUGAAACCAAGUCUCGCUACGCCUUCCAGCUUCAGAGCAUCCAACACAUCAUCUCCAGAUGUGAAGAAGAGCUCAGCCAGAUUCGCAACGACCUCAAGUCUCAAAAUAACCAAUACAAGGUCCUCCUGGGAGUCAAAACCCGACUGGAGAAGGAGAUUGCGACUUACCGCGAGCUUCUGGAUGGAAAGAUUGAUGGAAUGACGGGCUCCACUUCAAGCUCUAGAGGAUAUGGAUCUCCCAGCCAACAUCUAACAAAAAUCAUUCAGGAUAGUGUGGAUGGACAAGUGGUUGCUACACAUACUGGUGAAAUCAAACGGCAAGCUUGAGGUCAGCACCUUGAAGAAAAGAAGCACUUACACGCAGGAUAGAAACUCCACAGAAGUCCAGCUUUCCAAGAAAAAGAACCCUGUUCUUCAUUCACUGAUAUACUUUGGGAGCCUCGAAUCUAUUUUCCUCCUUUUGCCAUUUACAUGUUGUCACCCAAACCAAUUCUAGUUUUAUUUAAUAUGAACGCAAAUAGUUUGUCCUCUUCUCUCGGCUCCUACUUCUUUAAAGGGCACGAUACAAAUAAAUUAAAAAUGUCAUGGA